This is a messenger RNA of Homarus americanus (American lobster), 1560 nucleotides long. RefSeq names its product ryncolin-1-like. The coding region runs from base 183 to 1157 and encodes 324 amino acids. NCBI's taxonomy places the organism in Eukaryota, Metazoa, Arthropoda, Malacostraca, Decapoda, Nephropidae. The record is from RefSeq and is a predicted model, not a curated record. The transcript is spliced from 7 exons.
CAAGGCAUGCAGGCAGCCCCCAGUAUAGAGGUGCCAGGUACACCCACACACAUUAUACACCUCAGUCACUCUCUCGUGCCACGCAGUGUGUAUGAGUGCCUGCUGACCCCACCAUACCGAGUGCCUCUACUACACACAAACAUCUUCACAAUACUGUCGUGUGAGAGUGAGGUGGAGGGAAGAUGGUGGGCGGAGUGAGAGUUGUGGUGGUUGUGGUGGUGAUGGUAGUGAGUGUGGCAGGGGGUGGCAGGGCAGCCGCAGAGACACCCUCCAUCACCCGCACUGCCAGUGUCCCUCUCACCACCGCGGACGACCAUCAGAAUUCUAUUGAGCGAACACUACAAGCCAUCUUGACCACAAUGCAAGAGAACCGCAACCAGCUUCAGUCUUCGAUGCGUGACGUUAUAAGAGCAGCGAGAAGGAUCCAACGGGAGGUUGCCGAGUUGCGAGAGGAUACUGACCUGAUCCUGGGCCAAAUGUACAAGACUUCGUGUCAGGAGGUCGCUCAGGACAUACACGAGAAUAACAAGGGCAGGGCUAACGAGGCUAUUGAAGGUGUCUACACUAUUAAGCCGCCUAAAUAUAAACCAACACAGGUCCGGUGUGAGUUGGGUCGUGGUCCAGUCGGGUGGACAGUUAUCCUCUUCAGGGGCAGCGGCCGGGAAAGAUUCAACCGCACCUACCGAGAGUAUCAAGAAGGUUUUGGUGACCCAUCAGAUGAAUAUUGGAUUGGUAAUGAACUCCUGCACCGUCUGACCAGCUGGCGACCCCACCAACUGAGGGUCGUGAUGGAGGACUUCACUGGUGAGAAGACUUGGGUACAGUACAACGUCUUCAGCGUGGCGGACUCCGAGGACAACUACCGCCUCACUGUCGGAGAGUUUGACGCCGACAGUGCUGCGGGUGAUGGCCUCAAGAUCCACAACGGUAUGAAGUUCUCUACCUACGACAAGGACGAUGAUACUAAUGAAGAUGGUAACUGCGCCCAGCUGUUCGGUGGUGGAGGUGGGUGGUGGUACGCCAAAUGUUACAACGUGCUGCCCACCGGCCGCUACCGCCUUGUGGGAGGUAACGCUUACGGUGGUAUAGCCUGGUACCCCUGGAGGAAUGUGAAGCACUCCCUGAAGACCAUGAGUCUUCUCAUUAGGCCUCACUAAAGUCUCCAAACAAAGUUCUCUUCCCUAUGACGACGCCGCCUCUGAUAACUAGCUGUUUCCUACAAUCAAACACUGAAUUACUUCCCACCAACUAUGCCUGUUCUGAAUGAAUUUACGUGAAAAAAAAUAAUUUAAAUAAUAUGGAGCUUAGAAAUGAACUCAAGGAAAACACUGGUAUGCAAUGUAAAAAAAAAAUCCGUUGUGAAUAAAAAAAAUACAAAUGAACAAUAAUGAACUGCUGACAUGGCUGAUCUAGAAGUAUAGUUAAUACUUAAAUUUAUUACAACUCUUUAUGUUGUUCAUAAAGCUAACCUAACUCAUCACAACUCCAAGUCUAUUAAAUAAUGUCAAUAAUUUGUAAGUUUUAUAUUAUGGAAUGAAUAGACAAUAUAUGUUAAAUUUC